This is a messenger RNA of Vigna angularis (adzuki bean), 2543 nucleotides long. Its product is annotated as alpha-mannosidase I MNS4. The record is from RefSeq and is a predicted model, not a curated record. Gene Ontology annotation, molecular function: mannosyl-oligosaccharide 1,2-alpha-mannosidase activity; calcium ion binding. Lineage: Eukaryota; Viridiplantae; Streptophyta; Magnoliopsida; Fabales; Fabaceae. Gene Ontology annotation, biological process: endoplasmic reticulum mannose trimming; carbohydrate metabolic process; mannose trimming involved in glycoprotein ERAD pathway. The transcript is spliced from 16 exons. Gene Ontology annotation, cellular component: membrane; endoplasmic reticulum. The coding region runs from base 237 to 2078 and encodes 613 amino acids.
AACAAAAGAGGUAUAUAUUGAUCUGUAAUUGGUUAUGGAAGGAGGCUUAUAUUUAACAAAAGAGAGUAUGAAAUUGAGUAGAAAAGGGAAGGGAGAAAGAGAAGGUGAACAAUAGUUAGUACUAAACUAGUUAGGAAGGAAGGAAUGAAGUUGGUAGAUGUAUUUGAUGAUAGAAUUGAAUCCAUUGAAGUGCAGUUAGCUUAUCUUAGCAUAACAUAGGGUAGGAGGUAGGGGAAAUGGGAGGGACUCAGAUCCGUUCAGUGUUACUAUUGGUAUUAUUAUCUUUAGCAGGCUAUGUCUAUCUCGCCGAUGGCGUUUUCCGGGAAGAGGCGAAACAACUGCGAGAUGAGGCUCGUGAAAUGUUUUAUCACGCUUUUAAUGGCUACAUGGACAACGCUUUUCCCCUCGACGAAUUGAGACCCCUUUCAUGCGCAGGAGAGGAUACUCUCGGUGGCUACGCCUUAACAUUGAUUGAUUCCUUAGACACUUUGGCAUUACUUGGUGACCGCCAACGCUUCGCCACCUCCGUUGAAUGGCUUGGUAAAAAUCUUCACUUUGAUAUAAAUAAAACUGUUUCUGUGUUUGAGACGACUAUCAGGGUUCUCGGAGGAUUACUUUCGGCCCAUCUUAUUGCCUCUGAUUAUGCUACGGGCAUGAGAGUUCCAUCAUAUGAUAAUCAGUUACUAAACUUAGCUGAAGAUCUUGCCAGGAGAUUGUUACCUGCAUUUGAUACUCCUACAGGAAUUCCAUUUGGAUCUGUAAAUUUGUUACAUGGAGUUGAUAAACAUGAAAGUAAGAUAACUUCAACAGCAGGUGGUGGGACCUUGACUCUUGAAUUUGGUGUUCUAAGUCGUCUAACAAAUGACCCUAUUUUUGAACAAGUCACCAAAAAUGCAGUGCGUGGACUUUGGGCACGGCGUUCAAAGCUUAAUCUGGUUGGUGCUCAUAUUAAUGUUUUUACAGGUGAAUGGACACAAAAGGAUGCUGGGAUAGGAACUAGUAUUGACUCUUUUUAUGAGUAUCUGUUGAAGGCAUAUUUAUUAUUUGGAGACGAAGAGUACUUAUAUAUAUUCCAAGAAGCUUAUGCUGCUGCUAUGCAUUAUCUUUACCAUGACCCUUGGUACGUAGAAGUGAAUAUGGAUUCUGCUGCUAUUGUCUGGCCAUUAUUUAAUAGUCUGCAGGCAUUUUGGCCUGGUCUUCAGGUUUUAGCUGGAGAUAUCAAUCCUGCAAUUCGCACCCAUGCUGCCUUCUUGAGUGUCUGGAGAAGAUACGGUUUUACCCCUGAGGGCUUUAAUCUUGCAAGUCUCAGUGUUCAGCAUGGGCAAAAAAGUUACCCACUGCGGCCAGAGCUAAUUGAGAGCACCUAUUGGCUGUACAAAGCUACCCGGGAUCCUAGAUAUCUUGAUGCUGGGAGGGACAUGAUUGCUAGUUUGCAAUAUGGAACACGAUGCCCUUGUGGAUACUGUCACAUUUCAGAUGUUGAGCAUCACAAACAAGAAGAUCACAUGGAGAGCUUCUUCUUAGCUGAGACAGUCAAGUAUCUAUGGCUGCUGUUUGAUUUGGCUGUGGGUCCUGACAACCUCGUGGAAAAUGGGCCAUACAAGUACGUAUUCAGCACUGAAGGUCAUUUACUGCCUGCUACUCCUCAAAUCUCCCUAGCGAGGGAACAUUGUUUAUACUAUGGGGCUUAUUGUAGAAGUGGUGAUUUGAGACAAACUUACUUUGUGCCAGAGUCUGAGAAAGAUAAGAAAGAAUCCAAUGAUACUAAAUUUUACGAUAGUUGGACUAAAGAUACACAUUCUUCAGAUUACACCACUUUCGAGCCAAGUGCCGUUUCAGGUUCGAUUAAGGGUUUCUGCCCAGGAUUAAAUCAUGGACAGAAGUUUGGUUUAUUAUAUGCACACUUAACUGAUGAACGUCAUGAUUAUGAAACCAACCAAGUUCAACAGAAAGAAUCAACUACCGUGCAAAGCCAUUCAGUAUUGGUUCUUCGUAGCCAGAGUUCUGACCAUUUGGUACCAGAAUAUGGCAGUGACCGUAAUGAUAGUCAGACACAUGAAUCAGACGGUACCCCUUAAAGUGAGGGGGACUUCUGUUGCUGCUAGAAGUUAAGUUGUUGAUCCCAGCAAGAUAGGAAUUACAAUAUCUCAGUUAAGCAAGAGGAUUGGUGACGAAGGAAAUUAUAAUUUCAACUUCACAGGGUUUACUUCUCAAACUUGUGCAGGCUCACCCACCUGAAAUUUAAAUUUGAGUUUUGUUAGUGUCGAAAAUUGAGAUGCAUUUGAUAACUUUGGCAGCUGUUGUUACAUUGAGCAUAGAGCUGAAAGUGGUAAAUUAUGGAUGAACUGACCCGUUAGUUCUCCAUUGUUGUGAUAUUGGAGGCAAAUUACCUUGCCUUUAAUCAUUGGGCACUUGUAAACGAAUGUAAUAUAAUUAUUUUUGUUGUAUAAUUUUUCCUGAGGUACAUGUAAACUUAUUGUCAGAGGUCUAAUCAGUGUACAUGAGAUAGUUAUUAUCGGAUCCCUGAAAUAUUGCAAUUUCAA